Messenger RNA from Arachis stenosperma, 1352 nucleotides. RefSeq names its product ABC transporter I family member 10-like. The transcript has 8 exons. The record is from RefSeq and is a predicted model, not a curated record. Gene Ontology annotation, molecular function: ATP binding; ATP hydrolysis activity. Gene Ontology annotation, biological process: transmembrane transport. NCBI's taxonomy places the organism in Eukaryota, Viridiplantae, Streptophyta, Magnoliopsida, Fabales, Fabaceae. Gene Ontology annotation, cellular component: chloroplast envelope; membrane. Bases 309 to 1064 code for a protein of 251 amino acids.
UUGGAUCUCAACUGAUUCGAGGAUAGUGCUGUGUUUAUUGCUGCUCGAGGAAGAAGCCGUCUGCCGUCGACAGCAUCGCCGCCGCAUCCGCCGGUCGUCCCUCCUCUUUCUCCACUUCAGAUUGGAUACUCUCUGUUUCUGUUCCUGUUCAAUACUUUCUAUUUCCCGGGUUCGUUCCUCUCUUCCGUCCCGUGACUCCCGUCCCCUCUCUACUUUGAACUUCUCUUAUUCUCUCACUCAUUUCAGUCACUAUGUCUAUUUCAAGAGAACUAGUCAAUUGAAAAAAAAAAAACUAAGAGCAGAAUGCUAUGAAUCUCCCUUCUCUCACUUACUUCCCUCAGAAACUUGUUCCUCCUCUCUGCUCUGCUCUUACCAACUCCACCAGAAGCAGUGGUACUGCUGAUAAUAUUGCUAUUGAAGGUUGCAAUUUGAAGUUCUCGUUCACAGCAACAAGGCAAGCGAAGGUCGUGCCUGUUCUUAGGGAUUGUUCGUUUCGCAUUCCUUCUGGGCAGUUUUGGAUGCUUCUUGGACCAAAUGGGUGUGGAAAAUCUACCCUCUUGAAGAUUUUGGCUGGUCUAUUGAAUCCAACUUCAGGAAUAGUGCAUGUGAAUGAACCUAAGAGUUUUGUUUUUCAAAAUCCUGAUCAUCAGGUGGUGAUGCCAACCGUAGACGCCGAUGUUGCAUUUGGUCUUGAGUUAAUAAUGAAUGAGCUUUCCCUUUGUUGCAAUGGGAAGAGAUCUGUCCAAACUCUGAGUGGUGGUCAGAAGCAGAGGGUUGCAAUUGCCGGUGCUUUAGCAGAAGCUUGUAAAGUUCUGUUGUUGGAUGAGCUCACAACAUUCUUAGAUGAAACUGACCAGGUCGGGAUUAUCAAGGCUGUUAGAAACUCUUUGGAUACCUCUGCAGGAGUUACAGCAUUAUGGGUGACCCAUCGUUUGGAAGAACUAGAAUAUGCAGAUGGGGCCAUAUACAUGGAGGAUGGGAAAGUUGUCAAAUAUGGAGAUGCAGCUAGCAUUAGGAGUUUCAUUGAAGCCAAGCAAUCUGAAUAUCUUUCAAAUGCAUAUUAGGUAAGAAAGGGCAAGAAAUUUCGGUUCAAGGUGGAGUAAUUGAUGAUUUGGCACAGCAUUUGAUUGAACAAUAUGGAGUUACAAAAAGAUACAUUGAACUUCUUGAUAAAACCAAGAAAUGAACAAAACAUAAAAGUGGUUGUUUGUAACACCCAUUUAAUACUCUGCUUGGAUGUGAGAGUUGUCAGUUGUAUGAACUAAAACAUGAAGUGCUUAAAUGAUCAAUUUUAAAUACUCUUCCAAGUUCCAACAUUGGUUGAUGUUUUACUAAGUGAUUAAUGAUAUACA